Beauveria bassiana ARSEF 2860 is the source of this 969-nucleotide messenger RNA. RefSeq lists its product as uncharacterized. NCBI's taxonomy places the organism in Eukaryota, Fungi, Ascomycota, Sordariomycetes, Hypocreales, Cordycipitaceae. The coding region runs from base 1 to 969 and encodes 322 amino acids. The transcript has a single exon. The record is from RefSeq and is a predicted model, not a curated record.
AUGAACCAGACAAGCGGGUUCUACUCUCUGCACGGAGCUGCUGGAUGGGCUGAAGCGCCAACGGCAUCAUCAGGAGGGUUCACAGAUGGGAACCCUCGGGCCGUAUGGAACAGCCACCACGACGAGGUGGAUGCGUACGAUGACAUCUUCGCAUCCACCACAAAUCUCAUGGAGCAGAUGGACCUAAACUCGAGAGGUCCAGAGGCACCCAUGACUUCCCAACCGCUGGGGUCUGCCAGCAUGCGCUCGCAGCCGCAACAAGACUGGCCGGCGACAACUCAGCGGGGGAGACCAGGAUGGGUGACGGACCGAAAAGGGGUCCGUCAUCAACGACGACAGCAGCAGCGGCCUGCGGCGGCGGCUCAGAGACACGGCGUCCGCAAGUCGCCGUCGCAGAGUCAGCGCACGUCGUAUGGGCACAGCCAGCUGGGGCUGUACUUGGGACGGAUCGAAGAGUGGCUCGAUCCGGUGCGGGGGCUCGCGGGGAACAUCCCCGCGAGCGGAGGCUGCGGCCUGCAGGUGGCUACCUGUUGGGAGGCCGGCAGCAUCACUAACAUGAAGCAGGGGGCCGUCGUCGCUGCUGGCGACGACUUGAUGGCCUGGGAGGAGGUGCAGGAGGAGCACAUGGACGACUCCGCUGACGCCGCCGCCGCCGCCGCCGCCAUGCUCUGCUCGGACAACACAGACCCACCGUUCGGCUCAGAGCCGCUGGUCAAAAAAGCCCGGACCUGGACCGAGCUUGCCUGGGCGCCGCUCAAGGACGGCACGCUGGCCUGGCAAGACCCAUGGGCCUGGUUCUUCGACGAGCUGGAUCCGAGCAGCCGAGGCAACCUGACCGAGCCUCCGCUCGAGUGGUUGCCGAUGCACGACGGCAGCCACGCUUGGCAGGACCCGUUGCAGUGGCGUCGAGAACUGUUCCCGGAGAGCAUCCCAGCCCAGUACGAUGAUGAUGAUGAUGACUUCUACUGA